AGGUGCUGGCUGCGGGCGGACUGUUAAACCGCGGCGGCGGCGGCGGCAGCCGGGACAGGAACGGGGCGCGCUCUGGAGACGAGUCAGCAGCGCCCCGGGUGGGGGAGGCGGGCGGGCAGCUAGAGAUCACUUCAGCAGCCCCCACCACGGCCGGACCAAAGGUGCGGCGGCGGAGGGGAGCCAGGGCGCCCCAGCAGGUUUCCAGUAAUUAUCUGCAGGACUCGCCAUGACCCCAGCUCUGAGGGAGGCAGCAACAAAGGGUAUCUACUUUUCAUCUUUACCAAGUACCAUGGAGUCUGACAAGAUGCUAUGCAUGGAAGGUCCAAGAACUGUAGAUGAAAAGCUAAAGGGAGACACGUUCUCUCAGAUGCUGGGAUUUUCAACUCCUGAACCUACUGUUAACACUAAUUUUGUGAACUUAAAACAUUUUGGUUCCCCUCAGUCUUCAAAACAUUAUCAGACAGUUCUUUUAAUGGGUUCUAAUUCAACAUUAAAUAAAUACAGUAAGAAUUAUAAACAAAAGAAAUUAGGAGAACCCGACUGCAAUAAGCUGAAAAACAUACUGUGUAAUGGCAGCAACAUUCAGCUCAGUAAAAUCUGUCAUUCUCAUUCUGAAGAGUUCAUCAAAAAGGAACCUCUGUCAGAUAACACGAGCCAGUGCAUGACAGAUGUAAAACUUAUUUGGGAUUCAAGUAUAACCAAAGACACUAAAGUAGAUAAAGUACAACUAGAAAACUGUAAAUCAUACCAAAUGAAUGCACUUUUGGAUAAAGUUACUGAUGCUGAGAUUAAAAGAGGUUUAUUGCACUCUGCUCAAAAGAAAAUUGGGCUUGGCCAUUCAAAUGUGCCUAUUAGUUUCUCAGCUGCUGAAAAAGAGGAGGAAGUGCAUGCUCGUUUACUUAAUUGUGUAAGCAAACAGAAAAUUUUACUUAACCAGGCUAAAAGAACUCAGAAACAUUUGCAGAUGCUCCUGGCAAAGCAUGUUGUUAAACAUUAUGGUCAGCAAAUGAAAUUUUCUAUGAAACAUCAGCUCCCCAAAAUGAAGAUCUUUCAUGAACCUACCACAAUUUUGAAUAACAGUUUACCUAAAUGCACUGAAAUUAAGCCAGACAUCAACUUAUUGACUGCAGAGAAUAAAUUGUGGAGUGAUACAAAAAAUGGCUUUGCACGGUGUGCAGCUGCAGAAAUGCAAAGAUUUGCGCUGUCUGCUACAGGGCUGUUGUCUCAUGUCGAAGAGGGUCUGGAUUCUGAUGCAACUGACAGCAGCUCUGAUGACGAUUUGGAUGAAUAUACCAUUAGAAAAAAUGUGGCAGUUAACUGUAGUACUGAAUGGAAGUGGCUUGUAGACAGAGCAAGAGUUGGCAGCCGAUGGACGUGGCUUCAAGCCCAGAUUUCAGAACUAGAAUACAAAAUCCAACAACUAACGGAUGUUCAUAGGCAGAUUCGUGCCUCCAAGGGGAUAGUGAUCCUAGACGAAUGUCAACUUCCAAAAGACAAUUUGAAAAAACAGAUACAAUUUGCAGACCAACCAACUUCAUUAAAUAUUGCAAGGAAUCCUCAGAUUCCCCAGGAGAGUCAAGAUCCUUUACCAGAACAAGAUUUUGAAAUGUCACCAAGUAGCCCUACACUGCUUCUUCGCAAUAUAGAGAAACAGAGUGCACAGUUGACUGAAAUCAUCAACAGUUUGAUUGCCCCUCUCAACUUGUCCCCAACUUCAUCACCCCUCUCCUCCCGAUCCUGUAGCCGUAAAUGUCUGGCUAAUGGCAUUUCCAGGAGUACUUCAGAGAAUUUAGAUGAGCUCUCUUCCUCGAGUAGCUGGUUACUUAACCAGAAGCACAGUAAGAAAAGGAAAAAAGACAGGACAAGAUUGAAAUCACCAUCCUUGACUCUCAUGAGUACAGCAGCUCGAACAAGGCCACUUCAGAGUUUCCACAAACGAAAACUCUACAGAUUGAGCCCUACUUUUUAUUGGACUACGCAGACUUUGCCUUCAAAAGAGACAGAGUUUUUAAAUACUACACAGAUGCCUUGUCUGCAGUCAGCUUCAACCUGGAGUGCCUGUGAACACAGUUCAGAAUCUCAGCUAUUCAGAGAACAUGUGUCAGAGCUAGAUUCUUCUUUCCACUCUGUUCUGUCAUUGCCAUCAGAUGUGCCUCUCCAUUUUCACUUUGAAACAUUGUUUAAAAAGACUGAAAUAAAAGGCGAUCUUGCUGAAAAUAAAUUUGUAGGAGACUGUAUCCUAUCUCCAUCCCCUGUGCAUAACACUUCUCUGAGUCAAUGGAGAAAUGGAUUUUCUCCUACAUGCAAGCCUCAAAUAAGGUCAGAAUCUUCUGCACAGCUGUUACAGGGAAGAAAGAAAAGACACUUGAGUGAAACAGCACUAGGAGAAAGAACUAGAUGUGAGAAAUUUGCUUUUCAAUGCACAGAACCAGGAUCCCAUAGCAAUUUGACUGCUGUUACUAAUGUCAACGUUGUAUCAAGAACCCAGAAUUCAUCACAAAGCACUGCACGACGGAGACUGCGGAGUGAGAGUUCUUAUGACAUAGAUAAUAUUGUGAUUCCCAUGUCAUUAGUGGCCCCAGCUAAAUUGGAGAAACUCCAGUAUAAGGAAAUACUUACUCCAAGCUGGAGGAUGGCUGUCCUUCAGCCUUUGGAUGAAUGUGAUGUAUGUGAAGAAGAGACAGAAGAUCUUUCUGAUGAAGUCUUUGCCCUAAGACACAAAAAAUAUGAAGCAAGAGAGCAAGCCAGAUGGUCACUAUGGGAGCAAAGCAAGUGGCACAGAAGAAACAGCAGAGCUUACAGUAAAUGUGCUGAAGGGCAGGACUUACGUUUGAAAGAAUACCCUAGUGAAUUUAACGGUGGUCAGCACUGUGCUGUCGAAAGUCCUCAGAGCCAGGAUCUGCAUGCACAUGGCUCACCUUCAGUAAAUGAAAAUCAAGAAAUCAAGUCUUUGUGGUGGGAACGAAGGGCUUUUCCACUGAAGGAUCAAGACACAGAAACCUUAUUAUGCCAAGAUGAAAAAAAAGAUAAGAUUGAAAGAUCAAGCCCAGCUUUCAAAGGUGAAGUCGUCUGUACCAGUGCACCAGAGAACAGCCAAUAUCCAAAAAAGCAGGCAGACGGAAUGGAAGAGUACAAAACCAUUUCUGUAGGACUUACUCAUGUUAAAAAAAAUAGGUGACAAAAAAACAGGUUAAGCAAACAAUGUAACUGAAUGGAAAACAGGAGAAAAAAAUAAGCCCUGUUCUCCGUCUCCAACCCCCUGCAGUCACAAUUUGAGUACGAGCAUGUACUGCAUGUAGUAAUCUUUUAUGCUGUUUAUGCCAAGGGCAGGUAUGUCUUUCCUUCUUGAACCACAGAGGUAACUAACUAGCUUUUCACUUACAGACAAGUGCUAGUCAUUUGUGUUUAUGAUACAAAUCAAAAGCACCAAAAAGUUAACUGCUACAAUUUGAUGUCAAAUCACAUGACUGGGUAAAUAAUUUUUAAAAGAUUUUAUACCCAUAUAUACAUACAUAUAUACAUACACCCCUGUGCAUCAAAUGACAGCUCUUCUUUUUCCUAUAUAAAUGGUAUUAGAAUAUACAAAUGUGUGUAUAUGCUAUACAUACACACACACAUAUGCACUGGCAGAUACCACUCAAAAAUGCAUGUAUGAACUACCCCAUGAAAUAUAAGCUGCACUAUAAAGCAGCACAGGUUUCCAAUGGUAAUAAUGGACACCUAAAGUCUUGACUAUGAAGAGGGAUUUUUAAAAAUGUGUUUAACCAAUAGAAGUUAUUUAUGGAAAUUUCUACACCAGAUAACACAAUAUUCCUUUAUUUGAAAUCACUGAUAUCUGUUGGACGACACACAGGUCAUUUGCUAUGCACUCCUAACAGAAUGAGACAAGCAAAGUGAAGUUUAAAUACUGGUGUCUUAAAAAUAAUCACCUUUUUUAAAAUUUGAGUUUAAUCUACCUUAUUUUAUGUACCUCAUGAAGAGAAGACACUAACUUAAAAUAAGCAACACACAGGAAAGUUCUGUCAGUAUAAUAAAAAAAUUACUGUUUUUCUAGUUAAUUUGGUCAUUCUUUACCAUAGCUUACUCUAUUCAAACAAGUAAGUAUCUAUUCUCACUUGUAUCCUAGAGUGAGAAUCACAACUUUUCAAAGGAUAAUGUUUCACUGUUAUCAAUAUUGAAUACUGGAGUGUACAUUAAGGAGAAUUCCUUUUGAAGCUAUUACAUCAUUUUUUUUUUUUUUCUGUGUACGUUGAGGACAAUUUAUAUGAAUCGUUUUUUCUCAUGUAAAAAAGGUUUUCCAAGUUGUAGCACCCAAAUAACUGACAAUCCUGGCCAUGUGACCUAGACUUGGGGGAUUUGACACAGUUUUGUUAGGGACUGGAAAUUAUGCUAGUUCCUUUAAAGAAAAAAAAAUUCAAUUUCAAUACGGACAAAUUUUUGCUAGUAGUUUUACUGUACAUUUAUUUUUUCAAAAAGAAAUGCCAGACAAACCCAUGUUGUCUGGGCAAAUAAACUCAAAUCUUUCUGUCAUGUCUGAUAUUAUAAUCUUCUAUGUAA
This is a messenger RNA of Pteronotus mesoamericanus, 4557 nucleotides long. It is a transcript of the gene KANSL1L, whose product is annotated as KAT8 regulatory NSL complex subunit 1 like. Gene Ontology annotation, cellular component: NSL complex. Gene Ontology annotation, molecular function: histone acetyltransferase binding. The coding region runs from base 227 to 3178 and encodes 983 amino acids. The record is from RefSeq and is a predicted model, not a curated record. The transcript has 15 exons. NCBI's taxonomy places the organism in Eukaryota, Metazoa, Chordata, Mammalia, Chiroptera, Mormoopidae.